Messenger RNA from Cyclopterus lumpus (lumpfish), 3423 nucleotides. Its product is annotated as protein phosphatase 1D-like. Gene Ontology annotation, molecular function: protein serine/threonine phosphatase activity; cation binding; mitogen-activated protein kinase binding. Gene Ontology annotation, biological process: protein dephosphorylation. The record is from RefSeq and is a predicted model, not a curated record. Lineage: Eukaryota; Metazoa; Chordata; Actinopteri; Perciformes; Cyclopteridae. Gene Ontology annotation, cellular component: cytosol; nucleus. Bases 128 to 1771 code for a protein of 547 amino acids. The transcript has 6 exons.
GUUUGAGCAUGCCGACUACGCUCGGACAUAAACAAAGGCAGGACCCUGUGCUGCAACACACUCAGCUCUCCGGGUGUUUAUAUGCUAACUGUGCCCAAUAAUUAAAGAGCGACUUCUUUCUGGAGCUAUGGAAAACGCAUUAUUGAUGCGAGUGAGUGUUUUUACCGACCAAGGAGGCAGGAAAUACAUGGAAGACGUGACCGAAGUCAUCGUCGAGCCCGAGCCGGGAGAAGAUGAGCCGACAUCGGGAGAGCCAGAAGAGACCAGCGGGGGAGACUCGACGUCCGGUUCUCUGGCUGCGGACGCGCACCCGGAGCGGACUGCUGCACCCGCUGGACCGCCGCAGGGUUCGGGUGCAUCGCGUGAGCCCGUGCAAACGGAAGACCAGUGUAUAUUAGUGGAAACGACUUUACCGGGAGGUCGGAGCCCACCGGGAGCCCAGCCGAGCCCAGCGACUCCGUCCCGCCGCUCCGUAGCGUUCUUUGCGGUGUUCGACGGGCACGGGGGUCGCGAGGCUGCGCAGUUUGCGCGAGACUAUUUGUGGGAGUUCAUGAAGAAGCAGCGGGGGUUCUGGUCGGACUGUGACAUGGAGGUCUGCUCGGCUAUACGGAAAGGAUUCAUAGCCUGCCAUCACGCCAUGUGGAAGAAGCUACCUGAGUGGCCAAAGACACUCACAGGCCUUCCCAGCACAUCAGGCACCACAGCCAGCGUGGUGUUCAUCCGUGGAAACCGCAUGUAUGUGGCCCACGUCGGGGACUCUGCAGUGGUUCUAGGGGUCCAGGAUGACCCUUCAGACCCGUUCAUCAGAGCCGUGGAAGUCACACAAGACCACAAACCUGAACUACCCAGAGAGAGGGAGCGUAUCGAAGGUCUGGGAGGGAGUGUUAUCAAAAAAUCUGGAGUGAACCGGGUUGUCUGGAAGAGACCACGCCUGAGUCACAACGGCCCAGUCCGGCGGAGCACUGUCAUUGACCAGAUCCCAUUCUUGGCUGUAGCCCGAGCUCUAGGUGAUCUGUGGAGCUAUGACUUCUACAGUGGGGAGUUUGUGGUUUCUCCAGAGCCAGACACUAGUGUGGUGACCCUUGACCCCAGAAAACACCGCUACAUCAUCCUGGGCAGUGAUGGUCUGUGGAACAUGGUGCCACCUCAAGAGGCUAUCUCCAUGUGUCAGAACAAUGAUGAGGCGAUGGCACCAUGCGGGGUAUCGAGUGCCCGGCAGCUGGUCAGCCAUGCUCUGCUGCGGUGGCGCCAGCGCAUGUUGCGUGCUGACAACACCAGUGCCAUCGUUAUCGCCUUGCAGGAGCCAGGGUCCUCCCAGGACGUGCUGCACCAUGAGGAGGUGCUGCUGGACUUAGCCAAGGUGUCCCAGUGUCCUCCCACCUCCAUAUCUCGCGCUGACACUCCUCUCCUUCAGCGGUCUCUCGAGGAGGACUCUCCCUCGGCCAUGUGUGACCUCCUCCCUGCCUUGGAGCGACGGGACGGCCUAUCGGGGAGCAACAGCCUGUACCACAUGGAUCUGUCUGACCUGUUCACUCUGUGUCCAAACGGUGGCGCUGAGUUGCCCAGCCAGUCCCGUCCCGCUGGCAGGAUCCCCAGCAGCAAAAGAACUAUUGACGGGCCCCCAUCAGGCCAGACGGCCAAGAAGGCCCGCUGCAGGACUGCUGACAGGCUGCCGCUGGUCCAACACAACACAGAGAAGAAACAGAAGGAGUCCAAUAACGCCUCGCCCAUUCUCCAGCAGCAUAACAAGACCACAGUGUGUGUGUGCUGAAACCAACACACACACACACACACACACACACACACACAUCAACCUGCAGCCUUCCACAGCCCACCUUGUCUCCAGUUUCUGUCCCUGAUGUUUGCAAAGUGUCCCACACAUUCUCACAGUGCAAACCAGCUUUGCUGUGAAGGUUAUGGAAAAACUUGUCUUGGACGAUACACACAUGAGAACUUAAGGAGAGCUCAUUUUCACACACAAAAAAAUGAUUUUGUUUGUUUUAAAAUUUCUUCCUGAAAUGCUGAUUUAAAGGUGUCUCAAUGGUUUCUUUUACUGGUAAUUGUUGUAGGAAAUAAGUAUGACUAAUGAUGCCGGUGCAAUUAUUAUGCAUUUUACAGUUGAGUAUAAAGUAAUUCGUACUGUUCAUGUAAAACAAAUAUAUAUUUUUGUACAUUCUUUUAUUGUUCCAUGUUAAAACUUAAGUAUUAAGAUGAGCUCCACAACAGCUUCCCCCUCCUUUUCACACUCUCCAUACACCAUUGUGUGCACACCCUGGGUUUAAACCUGCGUAUGUAAUUUUAUCCUCCUCGUUUUAUUUAAUCACUGGAGAUUUGUCUUGAAUAUGAACUGAAGGUGCUGCUACAGUCACAAACCUGUAAGCUACUACAUUGUGUAUACUGAUGUAUAAAUCUGUGAUAAGUGUUGGUCUGAGAGUAUGCAUAUGACACAUCCCUGUGAGGGUCUUUAGGUUUUAAUUGCACAAUGCAUCUUACGGGGCAGAUCCACUCUCUUAAUCAUAUUACAAUGUUUGAAUUUGUAUUGAAGCACUACAGUUGAGUUUUUGGUUGUUGGUGUCAUCACUUCCUCCACCGGGUCACACAGCAGGUAGUGAUGUGUCUUUGUUUUGACUUCCUUUGGCCCUGAGUGAUCGACACUAAACCUGAUGUUUACGAUCAGGUUCAGUUGUAAACAUGUCGGGUUGUUUGACCACCUCCAGCAUGUUGGUCCUACAUCCAAGUCCAUCCUGUGUUGUGCCUCUUCCACUCUCCUGAUAGUCGUAUGGUUACUGAUGUAAGCACACAGCUCUUUUGUGAGAAAAUACACAAGGCAUGGACUUUCCAAGAGAUAGCUUUCUUUUUGUUGCACUUUUACGGUGAACUAAAUGAUCUUUGAGAAGAGUGUUGUUUUUUGUGUUGUGAAAAUGAUGCAGCUAGGAACGGUUGAUACGAUUGGAGUCUGAAAUGAAAACACAGCAAUAUUUGGAUAUUUGAACUGUAAUAAAUAGACAGGAAUAUCUGAGGAGAGUUGGCUGAACCCCUUUGCCUGGAAAAUAAUGUAAGGUAUAUGAAUGAUGUCUCAAUCUUUGUAAGACCUUGUUACGUGAUCAUGUAUUGUCAAUUAGCUAAGUGCAAUUAACAGGAAUUAGCAGCAUUGUGGAUUGCUUCAAAAAUAUUAAAGGAGCGACAAUGUUUAUAUUCGACACAUCCUCUCUGCCAUUACAGUCUGUUACUUUGCUCGGGAUCCCUGUAUGACUUUUAUAUGUUUCUCUUUGUUUUAUUUUUAUUUCACAUAAAUGUUGGUGUACUCAUGUCCAUGAUUCAGAAGGCUGUGCUAACGGCCUAAAAGUGCAUGUGUACAGUGUAAAUGUGAAAAAUACUUCUCUGGAAAUUAACCUAUUUAAAUAAAAAGCUUUCUGAAGUAAA